Porites evermanni is the source of this 3217-nucleotide messenger RNA. The record is from the annotation of a GenBank genome assembly. NCBI's taxonomy places the organism in Eukaryota, Metazoa, Cnidaria, Anthozoa, Scleractinia, Poritidae.
AUGAGCUCUACUGCUGAUUUUGUUUUUAAUCUUCGUCUACAUCUCAUCGACCUCUCUAGGAGACUAGAGCAAGAUUCGAGUGAUGAUGUGGCGGACUACGUAUUGUACCGAUUGCAACAAGUAGCUCGUCAUUUGUCGAGGAUAGCAGCUAGUGCCACUGGAAAUGUAUUUGAAGAAGUCCAGUUGUCGCUCGCUGAAAUAACGUCAGCUUUGGAAGAAGCAGAACGAAAUUGGCAGCCUGUGUCCUUUGUUGUACGUUCUACGGGAUCGGUUGGUCGUCCUAGGUUCGAAAUAAGCAAAGAUCAGCUUGAGUACUUAGUCGAAUACGAACUGAAAACUCCAGAUAUCGCCGAGGCCCUCGGUGUAAGCGUCAGUACCAUUAAAAGGCGACUGCGAGAAUUCAAUAUUUCAAUUCGAGGAACUCUGACUGAAAUGUCCGAUGAUGAUCUUGACUCUGUUGUGCGAAGUAUCCAUACAGAGUUCCCAAAUGCUGGGUACAGAAGAGUGCUGUCCCAGCUUAACUUACGCGGCAUUAAGGUGCCUCAAAGGAGAGUUCGCGAGUCCAUGCAAAGGACUGAUCCAGAUGGCGUGGCCAUGAGGUGGCUGUCAAUUACCCCAAGAGCGGUGUAUUGUGUAAGUGGCCCAUUAGCUUUAUGGCACAUCGAUGGAAACCAUAAGCUGAUCAGGUAAAUAUUUCAAGUAACUCACAGUUUCACUACGACCAACCAAGAUUGUUACAGCCUCUGGUUGGUCUAUUCCAUUUAAUAUCCACCCCCCCCCCUCCCUAUGGUUUUAUGCUCCCUUUCUGUAGUCCUUCAGACAUAAUGUUACCCUAACCUCCCAAGAAAUACCCAUAGAUGAGUGAGAAAAAUCGAAGCCCCCGAAGAAAUACCUAUGGAUGAGGUCAUGAUUUCUUUUAAAACCCUUCCUAUCAUGAAAUUACUAUGGAUGAGUUCAUCUUUUAGGGAACCCCCUCAGAAAAUGACUAAAUGACUAUGGCUGAACCUGACCGAAUCUGAGCAUAUAAGCCUUGCAGAGAGGGAAAACUUGUAAUAUGGUGAAUGUAAAUGUAAUGGAUGAGUUCGUAUUUGUUUUUUCUCCUCCAUAGAAGGGGAGAGUCUAUAUUAAAUGGAAUGGCCUGUUCGUGCAUAAAUACCAAUAAGCAGGCCCAUUUCAAAUGUUGUGCAAGUGCCGUGUUAAACUCAGGUGAUUGCGUUGUUCACCUAGAUCUUGCCUGCACUGUAGUGUACUGCCUUGUAGUACAGCGAAGCUUGCGGUGCUACAUGGCUGUAGCAUAACUUGGUGUCAAACAUUGUGCUACAGCCUUGUCAAACUCAUAUCAUAGAUUAUGACCAUGAGAUUGUGAUUACAUCUCUGAAAUUAGCACAACUUGUUUCCAAUGGUUUGACAUUGUUUACACCGACAGCUUUGAAUCUGAAAAAAUUUGGUCUGAAGCCAAGUCGUGCUACAGCUGAGCUACACAUUUACAGCUGUCGCUAAGCAUGGUAGUAUCACAAAGUUUGAAAUGGGCUCAAGUCAGACGUGUACAGUUUUACUUCUGUGGCACACUGUGAAACCUUGGGUGCUUGCCUUUUACACAAACCGCCCCAUUGAAAAUUUCACGAAUAAACUUUACACUUCUGAAGAGGACCUUGUGAGAGUAGGCCUGGAUCACUUGGCUCCAGUCAUUAGACAAAUGUUAACCCCAACAUCAGGUUUGUUUUGCCCCUAACCAUAGAAUGAGUUAAAAAGAUGAAACUCUGUUACUCUUAGUGAAAUACAGUUGAAGCACAGAAACCAGUAGGCAAUAUUCCGGUUGGUAAUUUUACUUUUUCAGAUGGAGAAUUGUCAUUCAUGGAGGAGUGGAUGGUUACACCAGAAUCCCUGUAUAUCUCAAGGCUAACACCAACAAUUCUUCUGAUACAGUCCUCGAUUUAUUUCGACAAGCCAUUCACGAGUAUGGACUUCCAUCCAGGGUUAGAUCUGACAAAGGAGGUGAAAACGUUGGAGUUUCCAUGUUUAUGCUUCAACACCCAGAGAGAGGUCCAGGUCGAGGAAGUAUGAUAGUUGGACGCAGUGUGCAUAACCAGCGGAUUGAAAGGCUUUGGAGAGAUGUCUUCGAAGGAGUUCUGUAUAUAUAUUAUCACCUUUUCUAUCAUCUAGAAGACAGUGGCUUCCUUGAUCUGACAAACCAGUCUAAUUUAUUUGCUCUUCACUUUGUAUAUUUACCGAGAAUAAACCGUCAUUUAAAUAUCUGGAAAGGGGGCUAUGUGAGACAUAGAAUCCGCACUGCUGGAAGCAGAUCGCCUAUGCAGUUGUACAUUCUUGGCCUGUUGAGAUUGAGGGGGACAGAGUUAACUGUAGCUACAGAGAUGUACGAACCAACAACAGAGGUACAUGUAUGCUCAUAUUCUUACAAUAAGUACUAUUAGAAGUUUUCAGUAGAGCCGUCCUGUAUAUGAUGAAUUGCUUGGUUAAAAUUUGGCUUGGGCAACAGAAAUCUUCAGGCCAGUUGCCCUGGUGGGCAAGUGGCUUCCACAUUCCACAUGCAUGGCAACUGCUGGGACUCUGGUGGGACUUGGUAAUAAAGAUAGAAAUUUCAAUUGAAUCAGCUUUAUCACUGAGAAGGAAUAAAGAAAAGAGACAACUACAUGUACCAGAAUUUCAAUGACAAAGAAAAUGAACACACUCUAUGACCGUAAGCACGACUCACUUUAAUUUCAUUGGACAACUACUUUUUAAAACAGGACAAGCUCUUUUUUUUUGGGGGGGGGGGUGGGGGAGCAACUGAAACUUGAACAGCAGUUGCCCUAUGGGGCAAAUUACCUUAAAAGUUAGAUUUGAACCCUGUAUUAGUCAUUAAUAUUUAUUAUUUCAUGCCCAUUCAACCAAUAAUUUACUAUUUCUCAAUAACAUUAUUAAUAAUGCCCCAUGGAGUCUCUUGUAUUCAGCUGUAUGGGUGUCAACACAACUAAAUAUUUGUUUGUUUUUAAAGGAUGAAAUUCAGGCAUAUGGAAUCGACAUAGAUGGUCCAGUUCCAGAUGACCAUGGCGAUGAUAUUAAUGUUGUGGAAGUUCCAAAUACGUUAAACCCAUUGCAGCAAACUCAUUACCAAGAGAUGUUGGCUGCAAUAGAUCCAUUGAGACCAAGUGACUGUCAUGGCAUUGACAUUUACAUGGAGGUUUUAUCCUUCAUCAUGGCACAUGUGGCCAUAUGA